CUUUACACUCCCUCUCUCUCUCACACACACACAGGUGAGAGUAAAUACGAUAAGUGGGAGUGGUGCGUGUGUUUAACUGGCAGAGCAGCUUUGCAGAGACCGUCACAUCAUCAUCACACACACACACACACACACACACACUCCUCACUGCAGCGUUACGCCGAGCUCAUAGCGAGGCUGUGUGGCCCUCCGCAUGGAUAUGAAGAGUAUGAGAGAGUAUAUGGGCUGGUUGUACUACCAGUACCUGCUGAUCACAGGCAUCUAUGUGCUGGAGCCGUGGGAACAGUCCAUCUUCAACACGGUCCUCUUUACUAUGGUGGCCAUGGUCAUUUACACCUCCUAUGUGUUUGUGCCGAUUCACGUGCGGCUGGCGCUGGAGUUCUUCUUUGAGCUGGUGCGAGGGCAACCGGAGAGCACAGUGGCCCUCAUGAACCAAAGAUGAAGGAAAGACCUUUUCAUUGAUCUGCUGUGUCACUCUUGUUUAUUUUUCUACUCAGGAACAAACAAGCCAGAUGAAAUGAGAAGGUGUUGGCUAAAGCCAUGUUCAACGCCUUCGAGUCUUCCGUAUCGGAUUCCUGGACUCCUGCCCCGUCAUGAGAAUAAUGUAUGCAAAGUUUUGGAUGGAUUGCCAGUACUGAGGCUUUGCAUGAUAUCACCCGCCACAUAAGGACACUUUGGCCCUACUUUGCGAUUAAUGUUUAUGAUAUAAUAUGGAAAUCAUCAUUUUGACUCUAUAUUUGGCGUCCCUGAUUGGACUGAGAUUAUUUGCCCCAGUGCAAAUUAAAUGUUGUUGAAUCCCCCAACCCCCCCCCAAAAAAAAACAU
Molecule: messenger RNA, 824 nt
Organism: Megalobrama amblycephala (Wuchang bream)
Lineage: Eukaryota; Metazoa; Chordata; Actinopteri; Cypriniformes; Xenocyprididae
Gene: sptssb
Product: serine palmitoyltransferase, small subunit B
Exons: 2
Coding region: 194-442 (82 amino acids)
Biological process (GO): endoplasmic reticulum organization; ceramide biosynthetic process
Cellular component (GO): serine palmitoyltransferase complex
Molecular function (GO): serine C-palmitoyltransferase activity
Source: RefSeq, a predicted model, not a curated record